This is a messenger RNA of Bufo gargarizans (Asiatic toad), 419 nucleotides long. RefSeq names its product thymosin beta 15B (gene TMSB15B). The transcript is spliced from 3 exons. The record is from RefSeq and is a predicted model, not a curated record. Gene Ontology annotation, cellular component: cytoplasm. Gene Ontology annotation, biological process: actin filament organization; regulation of cell migration. Gene Ontology annotation, molecular function: actin monomer binding. The coding region runs from base 123 to 260 and encodes 45 amino acids. Lineage: Eukaryota; Metazoa; Chordata; Amphibia; Anura; Bufonidae.
UACAAGGGUGUGGAAUCUAGGCCCAAUGAACACUAGAAGGUGUGUAUUAAGCGGCAUAUAAAGGUGACACCCAGCACUUGGUGCACAUUCCGUGCUGGGCACUAAGAGCAGAGCUUGUCAUAAUGGCUGAUAAACCUGAUCUGUCAGAGGUGGAGAAAUUUGAUCAUCAUAAACUCCGCAAAACUAACACAGAGGAAAAGAAUACACUUCCUUCAAAAGAGACUAUUGAACAAGAAAAAGCAGCAUGUAAGAAGACCUAAAAUAAGUUGACUCUUGGCUGCUCAUGGUUUCUUUUCUACUUAUCUGUCUGGCUGUAGAAAAGCUGCUGAGCAACAGAAUGUGUUACUCCUGCCCUCUACAAGGAUUGAUUAUUCAGUAAAGUUCAAAGAUACUUUGUGAUUAAAAUGUUUUAUAUCCAA